This is a messenger RNA of Carya illinoinensis, 1448 nucleotides long. RefSeq names its product MADS-box protein AGL42-like. Gene Ontology annotation, cellular component: nucleus. Lineage: Eukaryota; Viridiplantae; Streptophyta; Magnoliopsida; Fagales; Juglandaceae. The record is from RefSeq and is a predicted model, not a curated record. Gene Ontology annotation, molecular function: RNA polymerase II cis-regulatory region sequence-specific DNA binding; protein dimerization activity; DNA-binding transcription factor activity, RNA polymerase II-specific. The transcript has 8 exons. The coding region runs from base 421 to 1164 and encodes 247 amino acids. Gene Ontology annotation, biological process: positive regulation of transcription by RNA polymerase II.
UGCGGUUUUUAUGCUUUUCUUUUUUUGUGGGUAAGGACUUGAAGGAGGAAGACGAGGAUUUACGAAUAAGGAAAGAAACGGGAUGUGGUCUGAGUCUAAAGAGACGACGAACUAUACAUACACAGCUACCAAGAUCUUCUCUGUGUCUGCUCUAAGACCCUUCCUAUAAAUUUUCCAUCUUUGUAGCGCUGGUUUGGUCUGUUCGUUUUGUAAAUCUGUCCUGGUUUGAACUGGUGUUUCGUUUCAACAAAACCCUGAUAAGUUUUUUUUUUUUUAAUAUAGUUUCUGUUUUGUUAAUCUGGGUUCUCUCACCUUCUGGUUUGUACUAGUUGUCCUGUCGUUACUUCUCGAGCCAAAGAAGCAUAAGCGUGUUUUGGAAAUUUCACUAGAGCUUGUUUUUUCUGGUCAUUAAUAGAGGACAUGGUGAGAGGGAAGAUUCAGAUGAAGCUAAUCGAAAAUACGACGAGUCGGCAAGUCACCUUCUCGAAGCGUCGACAAGGGCUGCUAAAGAAGGCCUUCGAGCUUUCCGUUCUUUGCGAUGCCGAAGUCGCCGUGAUCGUAUUUUCCCAAAAAGGCAGGCUCUAUGAGUUUUCGAGCUCUGACAUUCAAGAGGUGAUAGGACGAUACUUUAACCAGGCAAAAGGCGGGCAAGGGAACAACAUUGCAGUGGAACAAUACAUGCUGCAAUUGGAGCGUGGCAGUGCAAGCAUGGCAAAGCAGAUUGAGCUUCUUGAUGCUUCUCAAAGGAAGCUUUUGGGACAUGGUUUAAGUUCGUGUACUUCUGAGGAACUUCAAGAGACCGAGAGCCUGCUGGUGCGAAGCUUAUCCCUUAUCAGGGGAAAAAAGCUAACAAGCAGAAAGAAAUGGCCUAAAUUACAGGCUCAGUUAUGGACGAAUGAAAUAAAGCAUCUGAAAGAGAAGGAGAGACUUCUGUUAGAGGAAAAUGCAAGGUUAAUCGAAAAGGUGAGCCUUCAAGGAUUCUUGAUCUACUCAAACCUGCCACAACUUUUGAAAAUGUUCGCUAUCAGUUUACUUGUAACUUGUUUUAACUUACCAGCUCAAGAGAAAGGUUUUGUACCCUACAGAAGCCAAAUUGGCCAGGCUUCAGACAUAGAUGUGGAGACUCAAUUGUUCAUCGGGCUGCCAGAAAUGCGCUGCUCUUGAAAGAAGUUUUGGCAUCUGCUCAUGACCAUGUUCUCCCAAAAAUUCGAAGAUUUCUCAAAAUAAGAGGAAAUAAUAAACAAAUGCAUUAUUAUUGUAUAACCAGCUUGUUGAUCACUUAUUCCAUGUGCAAGUUCAUAAAUAGUACUGUAGCUUCGUAUAUAUGGUGUUAUCUAAAAUUUGUCAGCUAGUUGUAUGAAAAUAAUCGUAUUAAUGUUAGCUAUGAUUUCAGUACUGUAAUAUAUUUAAUCGAGGGAAUCAUCAAUCUUAAUAAUUUUCGUUCUUUA